Messenger RNA from Didymodactylos carnosus, 5430 nucleotides. NCBI's taxonomy places the organism in Eukaryota, Metazoa, Rotifera, Eurotatoria, Philodinida, Philodinidae. The record is from the annotation of a GenBank genome assembly.
AUGUCAUCGUGUAGUUUGGAAACGUCCAGACCAGUCCAUGGUCUUGAAAAUAAAACUAUGGUUGAAUGGUUGAAUGCUGUAAAACAAGAAGCGGAGAAAACAAAUAAUUUAUUACUGAAAGAAUUUUGUCAACAAUUAUUAGAUUAUUUAGUACAAGGAAAAAACAGUAUACAUUUUGGACGAGAAAAAUGUAUGGAAUUUGUCCGUUGUUGCUUGGAGACAGAAACACCACAAAUCUGUUUACUCAUUGUUCGCGGCUUUGAGACCAUUUUACAAUGUAUUCGAUCGUACGAUGGUGUUUUAUCAGUUCAGAUACUCUGUAAACUAAUUCAAUUCACUCUUGGUACGUUAAGGACAACUAAUAUUGAUCUAAGACGUGAGACUUGUCAGUUAUGUGCAUUGAAGUUAGAAAAUUUUUAUAAUUACUAUCAAAAAGUAGUGAAAAAAACUGAUAACUAUAACUUAUUUGACGAUGAUAUAUCGCUUAAUCCAAAUGAGAUUGAAUAUUUUUCAUCAUUGCUAAUUCUUAUGGAAUUUCAUACAACAUUAAUCGAUGAAUUAUCAAGAAAGCCCGAUCAAACGCUACAAAGAAUAUUUGUUUUGGAAUUGCAUGAUUUAAUGAUCGGUUCAUUACCAAGAAAUAUUCAUUGUUAUAAACCCUUUAUCGAAUUUGUAUGGAAGAAAUACUCACCCGGUGUACUGUCAUUUCUUGGAUCUCCGAUUAUUGACGCACGCUGCAUUAUGUAUGUUAGAAAUACAUCUGACCCUCACAUUCGUCGAACUGUCUUUCGGUAUCUUUUAAAUACAUCGACAUUGAUUUCUUUAAUUUCUCCAUCAUGGAUGAACAAUCAACAGAUGACAACCAAAGAUCAGACAAUAACUGAUUCUGAUUUAAGUCUGUUUCGAAAAAUAUUAUCAGUAAUAAUGGAAUGUACAUCAUCUGACGAUCGUUUACUUGUCAACAAAGCAUAUCAAUGUCUCAAUCAUUGUCUUGAACAAAUACUUAAUUUUACUGAGAAUCCAAAAUUUCAACCAGAUGAACAACAAUAUAUUUAUAAAGCAUACUUGAAAUACGGUUAUUACAUAGUAGCUCCAACGGUCAACACCGUUGACUUUGUUCCACUUUUAAUAAAUGAACAAGAAGAUGAUAUUAUAAACAAUGAUGAUGGAAAAGAAUUGAGUUUGUCUAGUGAUAGUGCAUCAAUGGAAAGAGUAACGUUUUAUUUAUACCAUUUAAAAUUGUUUCUAAAAACAAUUAAAGUAACUAAUGUGACUGAUUUGGACGAUGCAUUGUUACAAUUUUCAUCAUUUAUCAGCUCUGGUAAAGAUAUAUUUUAUACAAAUUUUUGUUUUUUAUUACUCGUUUCUUUUUCCAUUGAAGAAUAUACCUCAAAAAUGUCAAAUUCAUCUGUAUCGGAUAUAAUUGUAACAAAUGCUGAUGGUAUUUAUGCAGCAACAAUCUGGUUACUCUGGUAUAGUUUACGUCAACGAACACAACAAUUGUUUGAACGAAUUGAUGAUAUUAACGGCACAUAUUCAAAAACUUCAUUCAUAUCAGAUAUAAUGAAUAGUGGAAUGAUGAUAUAUAUUGAUCCAGAAUGGAUGAACAUACUGUAUGAAGAGUGUCAUAAUUUUGAUUUUAUACAGUAUGUGCCCAAACAAUCAAAAGUUAUUUUACAUCAAAUGCUCUCUGCUUUAUCAGUAGGCUAUCGUUUAUUGCAAAUAUGCUGGAGUUCUUUGUUUGGUGUCUACACGGUCAUGUUAAACACAAAUCAUUCAUUAGAUUAUUUUCCAAGUGAAUUUCAAUCAUCCAUAAUAAAUAGCAACACAAUCAAUGAGAGACUAAUCGAAACACAUCAGCUGGUAUUUACUGGUUUAAAAACUUUAUUCAAACUUGCUGUUAGUACCGUCGAACAUAAUUUUGAUAUUAAAAUUAAUUAUACAAAUGAUUUAUUAAUUUUAAAACGACCACUUCAACAUCAUCUUAUUAAAAAUAUUAACAAACAUAAACAAUACCGUUUACAUUAUGUUGAUGUAAUGACAAUUAGUUUUAUUCUAGACUUGAUCAUGAGUGAUAUAAAAGUAUAUCCAAGUGUUACGUAUAAAUACACGCUAAGAUGUUGUGUUUAUUUAUUAAUUUUGGAACAACUAUGCUGUUGUUCUAUCAUAAGAGAUAAAAUUGAUUUAACAAAUCAUGAGACACUUGAAACUAACGAAAAACUCUACGAAAUGGCUGUUCAAUCACUUGAUCUUGAUUCAUUAUUAGAAUUUUUGGAACAAUUACGUGUUUUAAGUAUUACACAAUUACCGAAAGAAGAUGGUUGUUCUCCAUCAGAUUUAUUUCCUACAAAUAUCAUCAUUGAUAAACUUGGAGAAAUGACAAUAGGUACGAUUGUUGCCACACAUAAAGAUAUUGGCAUUGCUAAACGUGCUAUCAGUCAUAUGCAUACACAGUUACGUUCAUAUUUAAGCGUGAGACCAGAAUAUCAAAAUUUUCAUAUGAAUGAAGAAUUCUUUAAGCCAUUUGAACAUCUUAUUUGUACUGAACAGUGUGAUAGUGUAGUAGAAAAUCAGAUUGUCAACUCAAUAUGUGAAUUAGUUGAAUUAAACACAAAUAAUAUUAAAUCUGGAUGGCGUUCAGUAUUUGCUUGUUUAAAAACGGUUAAAAUUGAACAAAAACGACGAAAUAUUUAUGCAGAUGAUGGUGGAAAAGAGAAUAAAGAAGCGGAUGGUAUUGAAUUACAUCGCAUAAAUGCAUUGCUGGAAGUAUUAGAAGCAUUUUUCAACUGUGACAAUUUAAAUGUGAUAGCAUCAGCGGCAAUCGAUUGUUUGUUAUGUCUGUUCCGUUAUUUAAGAGAGCCCGAUCCGUGGACACCAAUGCAAAACAGUCCAUUUGAUGAAUCGGAUGAAGAAGAUAGUCAUGAUACUGAUAUGCCAAAUCAAAUUGAGAUGGUUAUGCCGGCAUUAAACAUGAUGAACAAAUUUAUGACCAUUUUCAUACAUUGUUAUGCGUCACCAUCAUCACCAUCACGUCACUUUGAAUCCACAUCAUUCACAUACUGUACAUUUAUAAAUUAUUCAACUGAUUUUUUUACGCAUAUAUCGUCGUUGAACAAAGGUUACUUUACAGACGAAUUUAAGAAAACUAAUCAACAAGAGCAAAUAAUGGAUUUUUUACAAAUGUUUGAGAGAAAUUUACAAAAAGAUGUAAAAUACUUAUCACUAAAUUUAGAUUCAAUUGAUAAAAAUCAUUUAUUAAGUGUUUGGUCCUAUAUGAUUGAAGGUUUAACGGAUACUAUAUUUUCUUGUUCAAAUCGUUAUAUAAUUAAAAUAAUUGAUCAUUAUUUUGAAAUACUUAAAGUAACAUUGGAAAAUGUUAAUUAUCAAUUUUCUAUUUAUUUAAUUGUUUGUGUUAUUAUUCCAUGGUUACAAUCAUUUGUUUGUUCAAAUUUUUUAAAAAAAACAUCAUUACGAAAAAUGUCAAUAUUUCGUUGUUCAUUAACUGGUCAACAACCGCCACGUUUAAGUUUAACAGCAUGGCGUCUAUUCAUGGGUAAUCUAUUAGAACAUGUUAUACAAAUAUUUGACAAAUCAUCUACUGUUGAUGAAUAUCAUCAUAUUUUAUUUGAUACAUUUCUAUCAAUGUUAAAUGAUUGGCUUGUCGUACCAAAUGAAUAUGUGGGACGUUUAGGUAUAUCAUGUAUAAAACAUUUAUUGACUAAUUUGACAGCAAAAUUUGAUUCAAAGUUGUCAUUAAUCUGUUGUAAAAAUAUCCGUCAUGCAUUAUUAUUGACCUCGUUACCUAUCGAAUAUAUUAUACAUGAAUUUAAUGUAUCAUCUGCCGAUGAUUUAUUAUUGAAUGUUCGAUUAUAUACAAAAGAUGCUUCAUUAUCAACACCACACGAUAAUGAUAAUAUGAUUUUUUUACUUUGUAAACAAUUAUUUAAUGAACAAUCAACAUCACAAUCAGUUAAUAAUGAUAAUGAUAGAAAAUUAUUUCGUUUUACAUUUCGAUCAUCUGAUAAUAAAGCAAAUAUGAAUGAAAUUGAUAUGCAAACAUUCGUAUUUUCAAAUUAUUUUCAUAUACAAUUAAUUCAUAUUAUUGGUGAAAUAUUAUUAAAUAACAAUAAUACUAAUUUUACAGAGAAUUCUGUUUUAUAUUAUUUUCUAUCUUGUUUAGCUUAUACAAUUGAUCUAUGUGAACGAUAUGAAACAAACAAUAUCGGCUUAAAAUGUCUAUUACAACAACUAUUUUCAUACGAAAUACCCGUUACAUUUUAUCAUUUAAAACGUAUUGCAUUCCAAUAUUUAAUUGAUCUACUAUUGAAAAACAUUGAAAUUGAAUCAGUUGAACUAUGGAAACAAGACUCACUCAAACCAAAUGAGAUGAAUCAUCAUCAUAUGGACAAAACAAUUACUCUGCAUAAUGAAGAUUCUGCAUCUCUUGUUUAUUAUACAUCGUUUCCUCAAUCGGGCACACCAACAGAUUCGCCUAAAAAGACACAUGAUCUAACAAUCAAUAAAGGAUUUUUCUCCAAUUUUUCAUCUUACUUAUACAAGUGUUCAUUAAAUAAUUCAGCUAAUCAGUUAGUAAUUCUCAAGAUGUUGAGUGAUGGUAUAGCCGAUACAAUUUACAAGUAUUCAAAUGAGUAUGAAACAAGAAUGAAUACACAAAAUGAAGAUGUUCAGUCGCCAUUUUACACAGUGACUGCAAAAAUUACAUAUCCAGGUGACAAUGGUCUCUACUUACUACGAGCUGAUCAGGAUUUGAUUGAUAAAUUUAUUCCUGAUCAUCAUCAUCAACAGCAACAACAACAGCAACAGUCAAAUAGUAAACAACAAAAUAGUUUGAAUAAUUUGUCAGUUAACAGAAAUACAAAUAUAUCAAAAGCCAUGUCCCCAUUAGAGAAUGAAACACAAUAUUUUAUUGUUACUGAAGAUAUGAUAAAUCAAGCAUUAAACGAAUACAAACAACGAAAAUCAGAACCAUCGGUAUCCCCGCUCAGAAAAAUUUCAUCAUCAUCAACAUCAAUACAACGAGAAAGACAAAUGUCAUCACCCUCAUCUGCUAUACCUCGCUCAUUUUCAGCAGCUCUAAUGUCAUCAUCAUCAGAUGAAUCUAAAAUCAAUCAACAGCAAAUCCAUGAUCGACACAACUCAUCGGAUCUCGGUCAAACAUUACACAUUCAUCAUACAACAUAUAAAACAUUGAUGAGCAGUAUGAAAUUAUACAUUGACGGAUGGAAUAGUUUGUGUUUGUACUUGGCAAAAUAUUUGCACAGUAGUAAUGAGCAACGAGUUCUUUUACCUGUAUUUGAACGUUGGCUAUUUAUAUUAGCUACAAAUGCAUCCAAUAGAGAAUUAAAAAAUAUUUUAUUAGAUAUGUUAGUCAAUCAUGGUAAAGAAAAACAGAUAAAUAUGAAUGUUUAA